Molecule: messenger RNA, 2201 nt
Organism: Diceros bicornis minor
Lineage: Eukaryota; Metazoa; Chordata; Mammalia; Perissodactyla; Rhinocerotidae
Gene: CCKBR
Product: cholecystokinin B receptor
Exons: 5
Coding region: 22-1386 (454 amino acids)
Biological process (GO): phospholipase C-activating G protein-coupled receptor signaling pathway
Cellular component (GO): plasma membrane
Molecular function (GO): gastrin receptor activity; cholecystokinin receptor activity
Source: RefSeq, a predicted model, not a curated record
GGCGGCGGCUGGGCCGGGGCCAUGGAGCUGCUAAAGCUGAACCGGAGCGUGCAGGGAUCCGGACCCGGGCCGGGGGCUCCCCUGUGCCGUCCGGGGGGCCCCCUCCUCAACAGCAGCGGUACCGGCAACCUCAGCUGCGAGCCCCCUCGCAUCCGCGGAGCCGGGACACGAGAAUUGGAGCUGGCCAUUAGGGUCACCCUUUAUGCAGUGAUCUUUCUGAUGAGUGUUGGAGGAAAUGUGCUCAUCAUUGUGGUCCUGGGACUGAGCCGCCGCCUGAGGACCGUCACCAACGCCUUCCUGCUCUCCUUGGCGGUCAGCGAUCUCUUGCUGGCUGUGGCCUGCAUGCCCUUCACCCUCCUGCCCAAUCUCAUGGGCACAUUCAUCUUUGGCACAGUCGUCUGCAAGGCAGUUUCCUAUCUCAUGGGGGUGUCUGUGAGCGUGUCCACCCUAAGCCUCGUGGCCAUUGCCCUGGAGCGGUACAGCGCCAUCUGCCGACCACUGCAGGCGCGCGUGUGGCAGACGCGCUCCCACGCGGCUCGUGUGAUCGUAGCCACCUGGAUGCUGUCUGGACUGCUCAUGGUGCCCUACCCUGUGUACACUGCCGUGCAGCCAGCGGGGCCCCGUGUGCUGCAGUGUGUGCAUCGCUGGCCCAGUGCACGGGUUCGCCAAACCUGGUCGGUGCUGCUGCUCCUGCUCUUGUUCUUCGUCCCGGGUGUGGUUAUGGCGGUGGCCUACGGGCUUAUCUCCCGCGAGCUCUACUUAGGGCUCCGCUUUGACGGUGACAGUGACAGCGAGAGCCAGAGCCGAGUACGAAGCCAAGAAGGGCCGCCGGGCGGGGCGCGACCAGGUCCUGCCCACCAGAACGGGCGUUGCCGGCCAGAGAUCGGGCUGGCUGGUGAGGACGGUGAUGGCUGUUACGUACAGCUUCCGCGCUCCCGGCCUGCAUUGGAGCUGUCGGCGCUGACCGCGCCCACUCCUGGGCCAGGAUCUGGCCUCCGGCCUGCCCAGGCCAAGCUGCUGGCGAAGAAGCGCGUGGUGCGGAUGUUGCUGGUCAUCGUCGUCCUUUUUUUCCUGUGUUGGCUGCCAGUGUACAGCGCCAACACGUGGCGCGCCUUCGACGGCCCUGGCGCACACCGCGCGCUUUCGGGCGCGCCCAUCUCUUUCAUCCACUUGCUGAGCUACGCCUCGGCUUGUGUCAACCCCCUGGUCUACUGCUUCAUGCACCGUCGCUUUCGCCAAGCCUGCCUCGACACGUGCGCCCGAUGCUGCCCACGGCCUCCACGAGCUCGCCCCAGGCCUCUUCCAGAUGAGGACCCUCCCACCCCCUCCAUUGCUUCACUGUCCAGGCUAAGCUACACCACCAUCAGCACGCUGGGGCCUGGCUGAGGGGUGGAGGUGGAGUGGGGGCUGAGGCAGGACAGACCCAUUCCUACAAGCACGGCCCCAUCCAGACACACAAGAAACACAGACCAACUGACACAAGAGAUUGACACCCAACAGCAUGGACUAACCCCAAUGCACAGGAAAAGAUGGCUUAACUGACACCAAGGAAACAAACCAGACCCCCACACAGGAAAUGAGGCACACUCUUGGUAUAGGACUGAGCCUGGCACGUAGAAACAUGGCACUGCCCUUGGACAUACAGAGACACAGUGUCCCUAGCAGCGGACCAUCCCUACACAGCGGGAGCUCUGACGGAGCUCACCUGCCUCUCACAUACACAUAUAGUAAUGGCACUGAUUCUUUUAGGGCUCUGGAGCUUGGCAUGGAGCUGACUCCUGAGAUGCUCCAGGCUGCCCCCAGUUUGACCUCACAGUGCCCUUCCCCAGUCAGUGCUGGAGACACCAGCUGGUAGGCCUAAUCUUACACUUCCCUGACCAACAGGCUAUUUUGUACUGAAAAGUCCUGUCAUUCCUUUCCAAUUAAAUACUAUGGCCCUGCCCCCUCCUCCUUCACCUAGUCUCUUCAAAAAACAAUAAAUGACUUGGCUUCCUCUUAAACUUCCUUUCUGGACUUUUUGGGGACAGGUGAGGAGGCACCAGAUUUUAUGGAGUCCUUCCUGUCAGGUCCCUCUCCCUGCUGCUCACUCCUGUAUAUGACCCCCUGCCACAAAGCCCGUGGUCUGAGGCUAGAUGAGGCUGUGUGUAUUCUCUCUGGGAUAACAUCCUGGACUCAUCUACAUGCCAGUGUUGUAUGUAGUA